Molecule: messenger RNA, 750 nt
Organism: Microdochium trichocladiopsis
Lineage: Eukaryota; Fungi; Ascomycota; Sordariomycetes; Xylariales; Microdochiaceae
Exons: 1
Coding region: 1-750 (249 amino acids)
Source: RefSeq, a predicted model, not a curated record
AUGGCCAACCUCAUAAACCGGCACCCUGACCUCGCACUGCACCUCAGCGACCGCACCCUGACGCCCCUCGUCACAUCAGCCCGCGACCAGCAGCAACACGAUGCCCUCGCCUCGCUCUCCCACGCUGCUUUCCAUGCCCACCAGACUGCCCAGCGUCUCGGCUUCGGCAAGCCAAAACGCAUCAUUGUCGAGCACGCCAACAAUGGCCCGCUGGUCCUGCAGACGUUCGUAGCCGCCGAGCCUGUCAGGCAGCUGCCUCUCCCUGCCUCGCCGUCAGCACACAAUUCCACUGCCGCCUCUGGCCUGAUCACACCGCAGCACGGCGGACCAGCUGGUGGCCGCUCGCCAAAUACCCACACCACAACCCCAAGCUCGCGCGGCACUUCGACCCCAGUAGCAGGCACAUCGACCAAUGGCGCUGUUGUUCCAUUCGACUCUCCUGGCAGUGGCAUUUCGCCGCGGCAAACACACCGGAUUGCAACAGCUGGGGGUCUGGGGGAUUACAUUCAGCCUGGAGAGGGAGACGCGGGCACCAUGCCAAUACAUCACGAGCUCACCCUCUCGAUGCCUGGUCUCAUUUCUAUCGAUGACGAUGACGAUCUUGACGAGGAGGAAGACGCAAACUCACCGCCAAUGCUGCUAGGUAUCGUGGUGGCGAGCUCAGCCGAAUCAACAUCGAAUGCCAGACGUGCCGCAGCCGGACUCGAGCGUGUCGCCAGAAUUGUGCAGGCGCAGUGGACAGAAGGCUGA